AAUUAAAGCCGCAAAAUGAAACGUAGAAAAACGCGAAAUAAAACAAAAACAACAACAAGGGCUGGAAUCGAACGACUUAGAAGUGAAGUCAUGUCAUGGGAUUGUUAUAUAAAAGUUCCAAACUCUUGAGCAUAAUUCUGGAUUCCCUGGAAGAUCAAGAGGGUGGAGCUAUGUACAUAUCGUGCGAUGUCUCAAACGGUGGUCCUGUGGAACCAGAAACGGGCUAUGUGCCCAACAAUCCAUUAUUCGUCCUGGCGCUGGACAGUCCGCAGCAAGAGUGUGCUGCAUCCUGUGUCGGCUGCUUAUCCUGCCAAGGUAAUACCGCCCUGCCCAUAUCCUCGCUUACCAGCAGUGAUUUCGAUUGCGGUGGCUGCUUUGAUCCCACCAUCGGUGUCGGAGUGGGAGUCGGUGACGGUGACAGUGACGCUGUGCUGGGCACAACAAGCCAGUUAAAUAAUACACCACCCGCCGGCGGUAGCGGUAAUUUAGCAUCAAGUGGAGCCGGCAACGGCAGUUAUUGGAAUACCGACGAGAUGGCCUCCACAUUUCCUGGUCUACCGCCGCUGGACAUUGAUCCGUUGCCCAGUUUGUUCCCCUUUUCGCCAUGCGGUGCCUCUUACAAUUUUGCCACCAAUCCGCAUCAGGCAUCGCUGUCCUAUACGGUGCAUCCGCACCAAAUGCUCAUCUCCCCGAAUGGCAGCCAGCAGCACGGACAUGGGGGACACGGACAUUCCAGCAAUCACCAACACCAGCACCAGCAUCAGCAGCAUCAACAUCAGCAUCAGCACCACCCUCAACAGGCACAAAAUCAGGCAUCGCUCGGUGGAAACAUGCUCCACAAUAGCAUUAGCACAACGAGUGGGAAUGGAAAUGGAGCCGGCUCCGGUUGUUAUUACGAGUCGUCCGGCUCUAAUGCUCCCACAGCCGCCGCCAUGUAUCCAAGUAUGAGUGUGAAUGUCAGCAUGAACAUGACCAUGCAUCAUGGCUAUGGGGCAGCUGAUGGAAGCGGAGUGCCCAUGCAGUGCUCACAAAUGAAUUGGACACCGCCAAAUAAUUCCACGGCGGCUGCAGCAGCGGUAAAUGUGCUCUAUCCGCCGCUACUAAGUCCCACCCAUUAUCCCGCCUCGGCUACCUAUUCAUUUACGGCGGAUUUUCGUGCUCCGGCCGCAACAGCAACAGCAGCAGCAGCUGCGGCAGCAUUAGGAGCUCUACCGCCGCUGACUGUGACUGAAAAGGAGUCACCAUCGCCGCCUGCUGCAAGCACAGCGGCCGCCCUUGGUUAUCCUUAUGCUGGGACAGUAUCGGCGGGACAUGUUCAGGGUUAUUCUCCGCCGCACAAGAGUCCGAGCAGCUAUCAGGCAGCUGCUUUGAGUUUGGGCCUCUCCACCUAUGAUGAUGAUGGAGAGGAUAGCAAUGGCGAGGAUGGCGAGGACAGUGCCAGCGGAGGCGAUAUGAAACCAAAUUUGUGUCGCCUCUGUGGGAAAACCUAUGCCCGGCCCAGCACACUGAAGACGCACCUACGCACGCAUUCGGGGGAACGGCCAUACCGAUGUCCCGACUGCAACAAGAGCUUCUCCCAGGCCGCAAAUCUGACGGCCCACGUACGCACACACACCGGCCAGAAGCCGUUCCGUUGUCCCAUUUGUGAUAGACGAUUCUCGCAAAGUUCCAGCGUCACCACGCACAUGCGCACCCAUUCCGGGGAGCGGCCCUACCGAUGCUCCUCCUGCAAGAAGUCCUUCUCGGAUAGCUCCACAUUAACCAAGCAUUUGCGCAUCCAUAGCGGCGAGAAGCCCUACCAGUGCAAAUUGUGUCUGCUCAGAUUCUCCCAGUCGGGCAAUCUCAAUCGGCACAUGCGCGUCCAUGGCAACAAUAACAACAAUGGCAAUGGCAGCAGCAGCAGCAGUGGAGGAAGCGGUGGUGGCAAUGGCAUUAGUGGCAACAGUAUAAUCACAUGACAAAAGCCACGCAGUGCUGGCGGUUUUCAACAUUAUCACCCCACGCACCCGCACCACCAUUCGCAUCCACAUUCACAUCCGCAUCCGCAUUCACAUCCACAUCAUGUGCACCAUCAUCACCACCCACACAUGACCAACUAUGAUUAUGGAAAUUAUAGCAUCAGCGACUAUACUCCACCCGGCGCUACACAAAACUAUUCAGGGUAUUAUUUCUGUGCACUCAACAAACCAGCCAAGUUCGAGCGUUUCUAUUAGAGCCCAAAGGACAUGAAGUUAAUAAUCCUUAAUAAGGAAAUAAAUGGAAAAGACAAUUGAAUCUCUGCAAGUAAAUCGAGAACUUAACCAUAGAGUAGGAAUGAUCUACAAGUCCUAAUUGAAAUGCAGUUGAAAAUGCUCAAAUUUCAAAAAAACAGAAUACAUAUAAAUUGUAUUGAACCAAAUUAACAAUCAAUUGUAAAUAUAUACAUAAUUAUAUAUAUAUAUAUCCUUCCUAAAUAUUAUUGUAUUUAUUACUCAUUGACUAUUCUGAACCAAUGUUAGCGACGCGAAAUUAGUUCAUAUAAACAAUCUAUUGUAGUUGAUAAACACGCAUAAAUCUAUUCAAAAUUAGCAAACGAAUUAGUAAUUAAGUUUAAUAAAUGUAAGUAAAAGGACACACACACACACACACACACACAUACAGACACAGCAAGCACUCAAAACAAUUCAAAUCAAAAUGGUUAUGUAUCAUUGAAUAUGCAUAUGUAGUUUUAGUUAUAGACAGGUGCUUUGAUUUAAGCCAAUUUUUGCGUAUACUGAAAUAAAUUAUAAAUAUAAAAUAUUUGGCUUAUCCAAGAUAGAAUUUAAGAUGAUUGAAGUAACAAUUAACAAUUAAAAGAUAUGUCAAUAGAU
Drosophila willistoni is the source of this 2849-nucleotide messenger RNA. RefSeq names its product protein glass. Gene Ontology annotation, biological process: regulation of transcription by RNA polymerase II. Lineage: Eukaryota; Metazoa; Arthropoda; Insecta; Diptera; Drosophilidae. Bases 96 to 1958 code for a protein of 620 amino acids. The record is from RefSeq and is a predicted model, not a curated record. Gene Ontology annotation, molecular function: DNA-binding transcription factor activity; RNA polymerase II cis-regulatory region sequence-specific DNA binding. The transcript has 4 exons.